AUUCAAGACAUAACAACUACGUGGGGGGGCAACAUUGAAUAGAAAAUGCACCUCAGCCUUCCUCCAUUUGUCAUAUAGAAGUGUCUCAAAAUCUUGCUUAGCCGACUACUCAAACCUUUUAGGACGUGUGCAAAUUUUUUUAUGGUCAUCCACUAAUCAAGUGUUGAUCAAAAUGGCUUCUAUUUGUGAGAUGGUAUUGUAGUCCUGACAUAAAGAAGGGUUCCUGAGUGAUAAAAAAAAUGAUUUACGACACGGUACUAGCCAAAAGCUUUAGUCGUUAUGAUCAGAAAAGGUUGGGAUAUGGAGCAUUUGUGAGCUGCUUGUUCAUAAUUUUGAGUCUUUGCACUGUGUUUAAGCCUUACUUGGGUCCUGUGCAUGUUUUGAGCCUGAAACUCUUCAUCGAUGUUGACACUAAAAUGCUGAUCACCAGCAGCUCUUUACAAAUAGCCAAAGUGAAAGGAAAAGAAACAAAGAAAGAGGAGCUACUAUGUACUUCAGAAGAAAGAACAGAAUUUUGCCAAGCAAGGGGAGACAUCAGAGUCCAUGGAAAAUCCUCCACCGUAUCCAUUGUUUCAUCUAAGACAACUAUGUUGGAAAAAACCAUGUCACGGAGUUUAAAGCCUUAUGCACGGAGGGGCGAUGUAGAUGCAAUGAAUCGUGUAAGAGAAUGGUCAGUGAAGGCAGUAAAUGCUAGCCAGAAAGCUCCCCAAUGCACCCAAAGUCACAACAUUACGGCUGUAUUAUUUUCUACUGGAGGGUAUUCUGGUAACCACUUCCAUGAAUUCACUGACAUUGUUAUUCCACUGUUUUUGACUGCUAGACAAUUCAAUGGAGAAGUACAAUUUAUCAUAACUGAUAAACGUCCUUGGUGGAUUUCAAAGCACAAACCACUUCUUAAGAAGCUAUCCAACUAUGAGACUAUGGACAUUGAUGGAGAUGAUCAAGUUCAUUGCUUCCCAAGUGUGACUGUGGGUCUCAAACGGUAUCAGAAAGAGCUAAGCAUUGACCCUCAAAAGUAUUCCUAUUCUAUGAAAGACUUCAGGGAUCUUUUGAGAAGUUCCUAUGCAUUGAAGAGAGUUGAAGCAAUGAAAAUCAGAGAUGGUCUACGUGGGAAGCCCAGGCUCAUGAUUCUUUCAAGAAAAAGAUCAAGAUCCUUCACUAAUACAGAUGAAAUAGCAAAAAUGGCUGCGAGUUUGGGCUUUGAUGUCAUUGUUAAGGAAGCAGGGUGGAGCAUGUGGGGCUUUGCAAAUGUUGUGAAUUCUUGUGAUGUGUUAUUGGGAGUUCAUGGUGCUGGUCUCACUAACAUACUUUUCCUUCCGGAAAAUGCAGUUUUCAUCCAAGUUGUGCCUUACGGAGGGUUUACAUUGGAUUGGCUUGCUACAAAUGACUUUGGAAAGCCCUCUAAGGAUAUGAACUUAAAGUACUUGGAAUACAAAAUAGGCUUGAAAGAAAGCACUCUUAUACAACAAUACCCGCUAGAUCACAUUUUUAUAAAGGAUCCCCCAUUGGUUGAGAAAAUUGGAUGGGAAGAAUUUAAGUCUGUGUAUUUGGACAAACAAAAUGUAAAGCUUGAUGUUGAUAGGUUUAGGCCUACAUUGCAGAAAGCCUUAGAGCUAUUGCAUCAAUAAGUACGGUUUGUCUUGUUGAUCCAGUAAGCUGGAAUGGGAGCUUUGAGUGUUCACAGUUAGGAUCAGAUCACACUUUUGAAUGCAGUAUUUUUCUUUUUUUACUGAUAUUUAUCUAUUGUUUUUCAAUAAGGUGCAUACAGAACGAAGGACAAAGAAGCCUCCAUCUGCAACGAAACUUCUGUUUGGAAAGGAAAAUGAUAUUCGAAGGACCUGAAGCGUUUUAGGCACCACUUUUAGGACAUCUUGUAAUGACAAACAUUUUAGGCUAUGUCCUGUGUUUGGCUAUGUCUUGAAGAUUAAUUUUAGGAAAUAAUGGUUUUUCUUUUUCAGAAAUUCUCUUUGCAAAAUAAUGAUCAUUAUUGAAGCUAUUUAAAACUAAAAA
This is a messenger RNA of Glycine soja, 2010 nucleotides long. Its product is annotated as alpha-1,3-arabinosyltransferase XAT2-like. The record is from RefSeq and is a predicted model, not a curated record. NCBI's taxonomy places the organism in Eukaryota, Viridiplantae, Streptophyta, Magnoliopsida, Fabales, Fabaceae. The transcript is spliced from 3 exons. Bases 240 to 1628 code for a protein of 462 amino acids. Gene Ontology annotation, molecular function: glycosyltransferase activity.